Molecule: messenger RNA, 399 nt
Organism: Opisthorchis viverrini
Lineage: Eukaryota; Metazoa; Platyhelminthes; Trematoda; Opisthorchiida; Opisthorchiidae
Exons: 1
Coding region: 1-399 (132 amino acids)
Source: RefSeq, a predicted model, not a curated record
AUGUUAAAGGAAAAAGACGCCUUGAAAUUCGGGUUGUGGACACCAAAGACCUUAGAUAUUGUCACGAUUGUUGGGGCUACCAACGCUCAUGCACGUGGACUUGGUACCGCCGGGGCCCAGUUGGAUAGUGGUCUAGGGUUGGAGUUAACAAGCAUGGAUGAAGGUGAAAACCUGCUUACCAAACGUUUCUUCUGUGCAGCACAAACUGGUGGAACGCCCGAACCCACAAUGCUCUCCUACGUGUUAUUUAACCUUCAACUUAUGGAGACUACGUCACCAGUGGUUGUGGGUGCCGUGGGUCAGUUACCAACUUUGACUCGAGCUGUAUUACUGCUGUUUCAUCCAGAAAACCGUUCGGCAGGGAUCAAGUACAGUAAGGCGCAUUUGGCCUUCCGCUGA